CCCUACUCCGCCUCUCGGGAUCCUUUAAGAGGCGGGGCUUGGCUGCCAGCAACGCGCCCGGGCAAAAGGCUGGGACUUUACUCCGGGUGGCGGCGAGGACGAGUCUGUGCUCCAUCAGCUGCCGCACCCGCCGCCUCCCGCCCGCAAACCCCAUCCCCGCGGUUGAGCCACGAUGAGCGGCAGAGUCGGCGAUCUGAGCCCCAAGCAGAAGGAGGCAUUGGCCAAGUUUCGGGAGAAUGUCCAGGAUGUGCUGCCAGCCCUGCCGAAUCCCGAUGACUAUUUUCUCCUGCGUUGGCUCCGAGCGAGAAGCUUCGACCUGCAGAAGUCGGAGGCCAUGCUCCGGAAGCAUGUGGAGUUCCGAAAGCAAAAGGACAUUGACAACAUCAUUAGCUGGCAGCCUCCAGAGGUGAUCCAACAGUAUCUGUCAGGGGGUAUGUGUGGCUAUGACCUGGAUGGCUGCCCAGUCUGGUACGACAUAAUUGGACCUCUGGAUGCCAAGGGUCUGCUGUUCUCAGCCUCCAAACAGGACCUGCUCAGGACCAAGAUGCGGGAGUGUGAGCUGCUUCUGCAGGAGUGUGCCCGCCAGACCACAAAGUUAGGGAAGAAGGUGGAGACCAUCACCAUAAUUUAUGACUGCGAGGGGCUUGGCCUCAAGCAUCUCUGGAAGCCUGCUGUGGAGGCCUAUGGAGAGUUCCUCUGCAUGUUUGAGGAAAAUUAUCCCGAAACACUGAAGCGUCUUUUUGUUGUUAAAGCCCCCAAACUGUUUCCUGUGGCCUAUAACCUCAUCAAACCCUUCCUGAGUGAGGACACUCGUAAGAAGAUCAUGGUCCUGGGAGCAAAUUGGAAGGAGGUUUUACUGAAACAUAUCAGCCCUGACCAGGUGCCUGUGGAGUAUGGGGGCACCAUGACUGACCCUGAUGGAAACCCCAAGUGCAAAUCCAAGAUCAACUAUGGGGGUGAUAUCCCCAAGAAGUAUUAUGUGCAAGACCAGGUGAAACAGCAGUAUGAACACAGCGUGCAGAUUUCCCGUGGCUCCUCCCACCAAGUGGAGUAUGAGAUCCUCUUCCCUGGCUGUGUCCUCAGGUGGCAGUUUAUGUCAGAUGGAGCGGAUGUUGGUUUUGGGAUUUUCCUGAAGACCAAGAUGGGGGAGAGGCAGCGGGCAGGGGAGAUGACAGAGGUGCUGCCCAACCAGAGGUACAACUCCCACCUGGUCCCUGAAGAUGGGACCCUCACCUGCAGUGAUCCUGGCAUCUAUGUCCUGCGGUUUGACAACACCUACAGCUUCAUUCAUGCCAAGAAGGUCAAUUUCACUGUGGAGGUCCUGCUUCCAGACAAAGCCUCAGAAGAGAAGAUGAAACAGCUGGGGGCAGGCACCCCGAAAUAACACCUUCUCCUACAGCAGGCCUGGCCCCCUCAGUGUCUCCCUGUCAAUUUCUACCCUUGUAGCAGUCAUUUUCGCACAACCCUGAAGCCCAAAGAAACUGGGCUGGAGGACAGACCUCAGGAGCUUUCAUUUCAGUUAGGCAGAGGAAGAGUGACUGGAGUGGGUCUCCUUGUCUCUCAAAUACCUAAGGAGUCCCCAGGAGCUGGCUGGCCAUCGUGAUAGGAUCUGUCUGUCCUGUAAAGUGUGCCAACUUCACCUGUCCAGGGACAGCGAAGCUGGGGGCGGGGGGGCGGGUAGCAGGGAAAAAAAUUAGAAAAGAGUGAAAGAUUGGGACUUAACACUUCAGGGAAGUCAGCUGCCGGGGAGAAACUUGCUCCUAAAUGAACAUGUAAGUUUAGAUCGCAAUGAAGAGUAGCAGGGUAGCUGGUUGCUAGAGUUACGCUGGGGAUCAGAAACUUCCAAACUUUUUAGCACUGAGGCUGGGGUAGCUUUUGGCUUUUCCAAGGUCUCAGGAGGUGGCCUGAGUCAGCACACGUCUUCCCACUCGGGUAGACAGGCUGGUCUCUCCCUCACUUUGAGACUUUGGCAACUCCUGGGCCAUACAGCCUGCCUCUUUGAUUACUAAUGAUUGUCACUGACUCAGAGCCUCCUGGGACUUCGGGUACCCACCUGCUGUUCUCCAUGCAAACAAAGCGCAAGGGAAAUGACCCCCAGGGAUCACAGCUGCAGGGAGGGCCAGGGAGGUUGGGGGUGGGAGUGAAUGCUAAAAGCAGAUCGUCCAGUGUCCUUUCAGUGCUACCAGCCUCUCACCAAGCAGUCCUCCAUGUGAGCAACCCCGAGACAAAAAUGCUAAGUGGGAUCAAGAGAGCAGCACUGGGAGAGGGUGUUUGCCAGUCUGAGUGUUCCGCGGUGCCCGCCAACCCGCUUCCUGACUGGCCUGAGCAAGCUCUUACCAAGCAGUUCCAUUUCUGUGGGAGGCAUGCAACGCGUGCAGGGAGUUCAGGUGCCGGUCGGCGUGGCCAGGCCUGGAGGCCCCCUAGGCAGGAGGCCGCCCAAAGGCGGGGCCGGCGUCUCGCAGACCAGGGGCUGGGGACGGCCACAGACGGCCUCGAAACCACAGCCCUUACCCCAAUCCCACGAGCCCCGCCAACGAACCACAGGUGCUGGGCUGCACAGAACAUGGGAAGGCGGCCCCAGACCUGGCGGGCACGCCUUUCCCUUAGAGCCAGGCCCCGGCCCCGCCUGGGACGCUCAUCUUGCGAAGCUGAGGGAGCUCGGGGCAAAGGCCGGGCUAGAGCGGACCGGAAGGGGCCGAGGCUGCACGGGCCUCUGCCAGAACGCUCAGGACAUCCCGGCCUGCGUUUACAACGCUGUUAGGAAAAUUAACCAAUAAAUAAAGCAACGUUCAGUGCGCAGGGAGUGAAAUUCAAUGCCCACCGCUUGGCUCCGCGCUGCCUCUCACUCAAGAGGCCCAAACUUAGACGGCCUCAGAGACCCAACAGCCUUUUCACGCCAAUAGGUAGGGCGCAUGCGCAGAAAGCCUCUUCGGCUCGCUAGCGUGAGCUUUCCCAAGGGGCCACGUCCAGCUUGCCUUCUGAUUGGCCCAGCUGGUGGGUUGUCUUCCGCCAUCUUUGAUCAGGGCACUAAGGAUGCUCCUGAUCGCCUUCACAGUGAGGGCGGAGGCCCUGCCCCGCCAGCUGAUCAGUACGUGCAGCGCAGCCUGUGCGAACCAAGUGUGAGUCUGGGCGAGCGCCUGCGGAGCUAGCAUUGGGCCCAGAGUGAGAGGGAGGUGGAGGAGCAGCGAUCACGUGGUUUUAGGGACUGUCUAAUAAUUCCACGCCAGCAUUGCCGGUGUUUCAGGGGCAGGAGACCGCUGCGUUCCCCACCAACUUUUCUCCCACGAACCACCCUCCCCAACCUACAAGCCCAGCUCCGCUUGAGGUAACUGCUGACGGGACUGUCCUAUACAGCCCUACAAGACAGAAGCGCCUAGGGCUGAAAGCGGGGGCCUCAGUAGGGAGCCAGCCGGGGCCUCAAUAGGGAGCCAGUGUUACUCAUUUUCCCUACCUUUGAUGAAAAUAAGAGCUAAUUCUUAAUGAGGCCUACCGGGUAUCACGCAAAAACCCUGUGCUUACUAUUAUACUUUGGGUUGUUGCAAAGAUUAAAGGAAAUAAGCCGUGCAAAGCGCUUAAGA
Molecule: messenger RNA, 3578 nt
Organism: Nomascus leucogenys (northern white-cheeked gibbon)
Lineage: Eukaryota; Metazoa; Chordata; Mammalia; Primates; Hylobatidae
Gene: SEC14L2
Product: SEC14 like lipid binding 2
Cellular component (GO): cytoplasm
Source: RefSeq, a predicted model, not a curated record